Messenger RNA from Ictidomys tridecemlineatus (thirteen-lined ground squirrel), 1579 nucleotides. RefSeq names its product autophagy related 3 (gene Atg3). The record is from RefSeq and is a predicted model, not a curated record. Gene Ontology annotation, biological process: autophagy of mitochondrion; autophagosome assembly; glycophagy. Gene Ontology annotation, molecular function: Atg8-family ligase activity. Lineage: Eukaryota; Metazoa; Chordata; Mammalia; Rodentia; Sciuridae. Gene Ontology annotation, cellular component: cytosol; phagophore assembly site.
GGUGUCACGUGAGGCCCAGGUGGCGGCGGAGCUACUGCGAGAGUGAGAGGAAGGGGAAGUCGGAAGGGGUGCGAAUGAGGCAAGGGGGGCGGGGGGAAAGACAGCUCCCGGGAGGGCUAGGGCUGCGUGUACAUUUGCCUCUCCCUGUAGCUCUCCGAUCGGCCCUACUUUGGUCGCUCGCAGCCUGGUGACAGCUGGGCCCGGCCGGCCGCGUGCUGCCUGGGGCGUGAGGAGCGCGCGCCCUGCCCUCUCGUGCGGCGCUCGUCGCCCCUCCCCCCGUCCAUCCCAUCGCUUCCCGUCCCGUCUUGUCCCGUCCCUUCGGGUGCUGCCGUCUGUGUGCCUAUGCGAGUCGGCGGCAUUGGGGACAUCUUUUGACUUCCCGGCCCCUAUCCCGGCUGCCCUCCCCAUCCCAUCGCGGGGCCGGCCGCUGUUCCGGCCCCAGGAUGCAGAAUGUGAUUAACACGGUGAAGGGAAAGGCACUGGAAGUGGCUGAGUACCUGACCCCGGUCCUCAAGGAAUCAAAAUUUAAGGAAACAGGUGUAAUCACCCCAGAAGAGUUUGUGGCAGCUGGAGAUCACUUAGUACACCACUGUCCAACAUGGCAAUGGGCUACAGGGGAAGAAUUGAAAGUGAAGGCAUACCUACCAACAGGCAAACAAUUUUUGGUAACCAAAAAUGUGCCAUGCUACAAGCGGUGCAAACAGAUGGAAUAUUCAGAUGAAUUGGAAGCUAUCAUUGAAGAAGAUGAUGGUGAUGGGGGAUGGGUAGAUACAUAUCACAACACAGGUAUUGCAGGAAUAACUGAAGCAGUUAAGGAGAUUACAUUGGAAAACAAGGACAGUAUAAAACUCCAAGAUUGCUCAGUGCUUUGUGAAGAGGAAGAAGAGGAAGAUGAAGGAGAAGCUGCAGACAUGGAAGAAUACGAAGAGAGUGGAUUAUUGGAAACAGAUGAGGCUACCCUAGACACAAGGAAAAUAGUAGAAGCUUGUAAAGCUAAAACUGAUGCUGGAGGUGAAGAUGCUAUUUUGCAAACCAGAACUUAUGACCUGUACAUCACUUACGAUAAAUAUUACCAGACACCACGAUUAUGGUUGUUUGGCUAUGAUGAGCAACGGCAGCCUUUAACAGUUGAGCACAUGUAUGAAGACAUCAGUCAAGAUCAUGUGAAGAAAACAGUGACCAUUGAAAAUCACCCUCAUCUCCCACCACCUCCCAUGUGUUCUGUUCACCCAUGCAGGCAUGCUGAAGUGAUGAAGAAAAUCAUUGAAACUGUUGCAGAAGGAGGGGGAGAGCUUGGUGUUCAUAUGUAUCUUCUAAUUUUUUUGAAAUUUGUACAAGCUGUCAUUCCAACAAUAGAAUAUGACUACACAAGACACUUCACAAUGUAAUGAAGAGAACAUAGAAUCUAUUCCUAAUUAUUGGUUCUGAUUUUUAAAUAAUUAACACAUAGGUGUGACCAUUGACCAUAUUCACCAAUAUGUAUAAUUUCUCUAAUAAAGGGACUUAUAUGUUUAUGCAUUAAAUAAAAAAAUGUUCCUCUACCAGCCUUACUUGUUUAAUAAAAAUGUGUGUAAAGAGA